AGACGAUAUUUUUUAAUUUAGACUAACUAGGAAAAAAUAUGGCACACCCUGUGUAAUUUAACAAGCAGAAAUGGUAAACAAAAAUAAUGUAGGUACUGAGUCAUUGGAAAAGACAGAAGAAGGCCAACAAGAUAGCACAAAUCCAAGUACCGAUACUGAAAUAAAAACCGUGAUGCCUGCGCGACAAAAAGUGUCAGGGCGAGCCAUAAUCACACUUGCAGUGCUUGUGUACAUAAACUUACUGAAUUACAUGGAUCGCUUCACAGUAUCAAGUGUUUUAGUCGACAUACAGCAUUGGUUUAACAUUGAAAAAAAGAAAGCUGGACUUUUGCAAACUAUAUUUGUGUGUGCUUAUAUGGUGUUUGCACCAAUAUUUGGUUAUCUUGGUGAUCGCUUUUCAAGGAAGUAUGUCAUGGCAUUCGGAAUCACAAUAUGGUCAAUAACAACUUAUGCAGGCUCACUCAUGGGACGAGAGCACUUCUGGGGUUUCUUUGCUCUGCGAGGUUUGGUUGGGAUCGGAGAAGCAAGCUAUUCCACUGUUGCUCCGACUAUAAUUGCUGAUUUGUUUGUGGGAGACCGAAGAAGCAUAGCAUUAUCAGUGUUUUAUUUCGCCAUACCAUGUGGAGGCGGUCUUGGUUACAUCGUUGGAUCCAAAUUUGCUACGUUGCUUGGAGGAUGGCAGUGGGCACUAAGGGUGACACCUGUUCUCGGCAUUAUAGCUGUUCUACUUACAUUGAUUGCAGUGCACGAGCCACCUCGGGGCGUCAUCGAGACAGAGGGGACGACCCCUGAUGUUGAGGAUCUGUCUGAAUCGGUCGUCUUGACGCCUCAUUCAAGCUAUAUUGAGGAUCUGAGACAAAUUCUCAAUGUGCCGAGUUUUAUUUGGGCUACAGCUGGUUUUACCUGCGUAUCUUUCGUUGUGGGUGCUUUGGCUUGGUGGGCGCCUGAAUUUGCCUUUUAUGCCGAACAAAGCCAUUCAUAUGACGCUAGCCGAAAACAAGAUGAUGUCAGUUAUAUCUUUGGUAUCGUUACAUUUGUAUCUGGUAUACUUGGUGUUUGGAUAGGCGCUGAGUCUGCUCGAAGAUGGAAAGUUUAUAACCAAGAGGCAGAUGCAUUAGUUUGCGCGAUAGGAAUUAUCUCGUCCAUUCCAUUCCUGUUUUUCGCUUUAUAUAUAGCUGAUAAAAUUAUGAUUUUAUCCUGGAUUUUGAUUGCCUUUGGCGAGAUCUUAAUGUGCAUGAAUUGGGCGCCGAAUGGUGAUUUAUUAUUGUACGUAAUUCCACCAAACUGUCGCUCCACCGCUGAAGCAAUACAAAUUCUGAUUAUCCAUGUUCUUGGAGAUGCAUUUAGCCCAUUCGUUGUCGGCGCCAUAUCGGAUGCUUACACCGGCGAGGUGGAUCCAAACUCUGACUAUAAAAUAAAACAUCUAGGACUUUUAUACGCCUUAUACAUAACGCCUUUUAUUUGCGUGGCGGGUGCAGUGUGUUACUUAAUUUGUGCAAAGCACGUACCAGUAGACAAAGCAAAUGCUGAAGUAAAAGUGCGUAAAAUUAUGGAAACGCCUCCCGAAUCUAUACUAAAUAGUUUCCCAACGUCACAAUCACCGUUACCAGAUGAACCGGAACCUUCUGCGGUACCGGAUGUUUAUCCUGAUUCAGAGAGUGACCGGUAUGAUGCUGAUACAGACGUAGAACAAUUGAUAAAAAAGCCUGCUCAAAACGUGCGUGUUUAGAUCUUUUUUAAAAUUUGACAUCUUGUUGGUCGAGACAAAGUUUGUAUCUGCUUUCUUUUUUGCUCUUUAUUUUAUCAUUCCUUUAGUUGCGAUUAAAAUGCGCAUGACGAGAGAAAUUUAAUAGAGUUAUAUAUAAAUUUUUUGUUAUUAAAAAUGUUUUGAAUUUUUUUUUUGUCCUUUAUUUUUUAAUUUGAUGUUUGUCUUUUACUCUUAAAAAAUCGUUGAAAGGAAUUAAAUUUUCUGACUUUUCUAUUCACAAAUGCUUCUUUGCUUUGCAAAAUAUGUAGUUGAGAAGAAUCAGUGAGUUUCUAAGAUAAGAGAGUUUUUUUAUAAUUUGUUUUUGACGUUUUUUAUACUUAUAUUUACCAAUUUUAACUAGAGUACUUUUACCUUUGCAUUAAAAAAAGAGAAAUUACUACGGCACAUACAUCGUGGAACAAAAGAAUGCGAAUGUCAUGCAUAAAAAAAGGCCACCCAGAAGGAGGGUGUAAAGCUUUAAUUACACGACCUCUUUCAUAAGAACACCCAAAUACUAACCAGGCUGGUUGUUAUUCUUAUUAAUGUAUUGUCUUAAACGAUAGACCUAUUGUUUUUAUCCUGAAAUCACAGUCUAAUAUUCUUACAAGGGAUUUUUAUAAAAAGAAGCAUGUAGGUCUUAUACUUUUGUAGCCGUAUCCUUUCUUUUGCUGUUAAAUGUUUUCAAGUUAAAUUUAAAGCUUAUAACUAAUCAGUACGGUACUUUGUUCCUCCAAGCGGUGCUAACGAUUGCUAAUAUUGUGAAGGUACACAUCAGAUAUAACUAAUUUUCAACGAUAAUGAUAUUUAAUAAAACGGUUGAAGUUUACCUUGUAUAACAAAAAAAAAACUGUCGGACAAAGUCAAAUGUCAUUUAAAAAUAUGUCGUCACUUUUAAUAA
This is a messenger RNA of Hydractinia symbiolongicarpus, 2645 nucleotides long. RefSeq names its product protein spinster homolog 1-like. The record is from RefSeq and is a predicted model, not a curated record. Gene Ontology annotation, molecular function: transmembrane transporter activity. Lineage: Eukaryota; Metazoa; Cnidaria; Hydrozoa; Anthoathecata; Hydractiniidae. The coding region runs from base 71 to 1729 and encodes 552 amino acids. Gene Ontology annotation, cellular component: membrane. Gene Ontology annotation, biological process: transmembrane transport. The transcript is spliced from 9 exons.